CAAACGGCAGCAUUUUUGCUGCUUUAGCAGAGUCCAUCUGAUGCUCACAGGCAGACUAAACAUCAGAGUGGAAAAGGAGAGGCGGGAACAGAUUAGAUAACACUCCUCUUUCGAUGGCCCCAGCUUCUCUGCUUGGAAUAAUUCCCUCACAAUAUCGCUCGUGUGCUUCAGAGGCAAGAGCGAGCUCUGAACGUAACGCUCCUUCCAUCGACCCGUUUGAGCUGCACCUCCACCCCUUUCCUCCGGCUUUCCUUCCUUGAUGCUCCUCCCCCUCCCUCCUGCGCCCCCCUUCUUCACUCUCCAAACCCCUUGCUCCUUCUCGGCUUCGGAUGCCCUCCUCGCUUACAGUAUGGACUCGGGAGGGGAAGGAGAAGAAGGUUGGAUGGAGGACCAGUGGGAAAAAUGGUUGACUCACGACAUCAGUUUGGGUGAGUUUGAAGAUGACGACCUGUCAGAGAUUACCGAGAUCACCGACGAACGUGGGAUGAGCCUCAACUGCAAUGGCCCGGAUAUUAAGGGCCACGUGAGGCGAGGGACCAAUAGCAGGCCGGGGAGGGCGGAGCUCGGCGCCGUCGGACAGCUCCAGGCGGAGAUGCUGCAUUUGGAUCUCAUUGAUGGUGCUGACGGUUUCCGCGGUGAUAAAGAGUCCUCCAAGGCCUCCAUCGCACCUCCGCCAGUAACCAAGGACCCUACAGUACCUGUUACCAUGGAUACCUACCGGCCGAAGAGACCUACGACCCUUAACCUCUUUCCAAUUGUGCCCCGCACGCAGGACACGUUAAACAACAAUUCCUUUGGCAAGAAAUACACAUGGCAGGAUAAAGUUGCGGGCUCAUCUUCACCUCUCAAAACGGGUGAGCUAACGCCUCCGCGCGAACACAGCUGUCUGAGCGACGAGGACAAGGUACGCGGCGCCGCGCAGACCAAAGACCGAGGCACCUCCACCGACGCCCCCUGCGGGAACUCGCACGCACCCGGACGUUCACAGAGCUCCGCGUCGACGCGGCCAAAGUUUCAGGAGAAGCCGCCUGCGCCGCCACCGCCGCCGCAGAAUUACAAACCGGCUCCUCUCUAUCCGGCGGGAAAGUUGGAUGCGAGCGGCCAUCGGCAGGAGAGGCUGCAGUACCACUCGGAAGCUCCUUUGGAGCCCACAGAGGAGAUCUACCUGACCCCGGUGCCGCGCUGUUCCGACCCUUCGGAACCUGUUUGUACACAGGACCGGCCUUUCCUUUCGCAGCUGAGCGAGCAAGGUCGUAUGUCCAUUAGCUCCGAUACAGAAGGCCCGCCUCCUUACCAGCCGCUACCCGACCAGUCCAACUCGUCCAUCUACGAGGAGGACGAAGCCUACAUCGCGCCGCCUUCUUACGCAUCUUGCGUGGAAUCGCUCAUCACGCCGCCUAGCGUGGCUCUGUCAACUCAUCCUACCGCGGCGCUGGACUUUAGCCUCAAGGGGUCAGGAACGGGGGCAGGGGCAAUGCUGAGAACUGGCUCGUCAGUCGAGUACGUGGACGCCACGGACGAAAGCUACUGCGGGGAAGACGAGGAUGUGGAUCGGAUCAUCAUAAACGAAAGAAUAAAGAAAGUGGUCGCAAAGGUGAACGGGGGCAACGGCAGAGCCGCCCCGCUAAGGACUUCCAUGAGCUCAGACGCCAGCGGUUUGUCGUACGAUUCGGUCAAAUACACCUUGGUGGUGGACGAGCACGCUCAACUGGAACUUGUCAGUUUGAGACAGUGUUACCAAGGUUACAGCGACGACAGCGAUUCGGCCACCGUCUACGACAACUGCGUCUCGUCUCCCUACGAGUCGGCCAUCGGGGAAGAGUACGAGGAGGCGGACGAAGAGGAAGAUUGUGCACGUUUGGGGGGGGUCAGACGAGAGGCCACGGCUUGUCUGUCCGAAGACUCCACGCCGGACGUCGACUUGCAUUUCUCCAAGAAGUUCCUCAACGUCUUUAUGAACGGGCGAUCGAGCUCAUCGAGUGCUGAGUCUUUUGGUUUAUUUUCCUGCACCAUAAACGGAGAGGAGCAGGAUCAGAGCCACAGAGCUGUCUACAGGUUUGUCCCGAGGCACGAUGAUGAGUUAGAGCUGGAAGUGGACGAUCCAUUGCUGGUGGAGGUACAAGGGGAGGAUUACUGGUACGAGGGCUUCAACAUGAGAACGGGUGCCCGGGGGAUCUUCCCUGCUUAUUAUGCUAUCGAGGUGACCAAGGAGACCGAUAGCUUCAAAGCAAAGAGCAGUGAGUGGCUUGACCGGUACCGGCUAAAAUUCCUGGGCUCAGUCCAAGUGCCCUACCACAAAGGAAACGACGUUCUUUGUGCAGCUAUGCAGAAGAUUGCCACCAACAGAAGGAUGACAGUUAAGCACAACCCGCCUUCCUCCUGUAUUCUGGAAAUCAGUGUCAAGGGAAUCAAACUGGCCGUUCAUGAGGAUUAUUACUCCUGUGAUCGAAGUAACGAGUGCAGUCACUUUUUCCAAUUGAAGAAUGUCUCCUUCUGCGGUUAUCACCCCAAAAAUUGCAAAUAUUUUGGUUUCAUAACAAAGCACCCGGCAGACCAGAGAUUUGCCUGCCAUGUGUUUGUGUCCGAAGAUUCCACCAAAGCUGUGGCAGAGUCAGUAGGGAAAGCCUUUCAGCUGUAUUACAAAGAAUUCGUGGAGUUCUCAUGCCCCACAGAAGAUAUCUACUUGGAGUAGCCAAGUCCCGCCUUCAACCAGAGCCCUGUACAGCGCACUGUAUCAUAACAUGGUGUUGCAUGAAGGACACAUUUAGAAAAUAACAAAACAUCUGAGGAGCAAGCAGAAGAAAGGAAGAAGCCAAAGGAGUGCUUUCGAGGCAAGAAAUAUUAUGCAAAAUAAUAGUGGGGUGCACACACACGCACGCACACACACACACACA
Syngnathus acus (greater pipefish) is the source of this 2894-nucleotide messenger RNA. It is a transcript of the gene mapk8ip1b, whose product is annotated as mitogen-activated protein kinase 8 interacting protein 1b. The transcript has 12 exons. Gene Ontology annotation, cellular component: cytoplasm. Gene Ontology annotation, molecular function: protein binding. The record is from RefSeq and is a predicted model, not a curated record. Gene Ontology annotation, biological process: regulation of JNK cascade. The coding region runs from base 260 to 2692 and encodes 810 amino acids. NCBI's taxonomy places the organism in Eukaryota, Metazoa, Chordata, Actinopteri, Syngnathiformes, Syngnathidae.